Messenger RNA from Tuber melanosporum (Perigord truffle), 1566 nucleotides. RefSeq lists its product as uncharacterized. The record is from RefSeq and is a predicted model, not a curated record. Gene Ontology annotation, biological process: meiotic recombination checkpoint signaling; protein phosphorylation. Gene Ontology annotation, molecular function: ATP binding; protein serine/threonine kinase activity. Bases 67 to 1302 code for a protein of 411 amino acids. Lineage: Eukaryota; Fungi; Ascomycota; Pezizomycetes; Pezizales; Tuberaceae. Gene Ontology annotation, cellular component: cytoplasm; nucleus. The transcript has 3 exons.
CAACUUCCUACCUUCCCAUCGCUCAAGUUUACCCACCGAAUAUACCCAUCCUCUGACCCGAUCGUCAUGGCCGACCAAAAACCCGGGCAAUUCUUCAGCGGCAAUACCAACAGUUUUAACGUGAGUCAUAGUUACAAUGGCGCGGGUACGUACCGGAAAGAUGGAAAAACUCCGUGGCCAACGCCCUUCCCCCCAGGUUUCCCGUUUGGCGCGGCCGGCGGCGGCUUCGAUCCCAACAAACUGAUAAAUCACCUUGAGGGCGUCUUUGGUAGAGGUGCUAUCGGUAACCAAGUUCCCGCGAUGACGCAGAACAUCGUCAAUGGCGUUAUCGUCCCCGGAGGUGGCCUUAGCAGGGCUGUGGAGUCGGAGUGGAAAAUGAACGUGGGCAUCGGUCAAGGAACUUUCGGGGCCGUGUUUUUGGAGCAGGUGGAGGUGAGUCGUCAUGGGGUUACCGAAUAUGAACUGUGGGCCGUCAAGAGAAUCCCGAAAGGCGUUCAAAGUUUUCCCGCCGAGCAGUAUAAGAAGGAGAUUGCGCUUUUGGGGGCGCUAAAGCAGAACGAGCUAUUCGUCAAGUUUAUCAAAUCCACCGAGGACGAACAUCAUGUCUACAUCGCCAUGGAAUAUCUACCGCUGGGGGAUAUGUCGAAAAGCUUCGCAGAUUACAAAUGGGGCGAAAACGAUGUGCAUGUCGUAAUGGAGCAGCUACUAAUGGGGGUGGCAAUAAUGCACGAGAAGGGGAUUGCCCAUCGCGAUCUCAAGCCAGAGAACGUAUUUCUCUGGCUACCAGACCCAGACCAACCGGCCCUUCGUGUAAAGAUCGGCGACUUUGGCACCUCAAAACGUAUCCCUGUAAACAACAACGCGACAUUCCUCCACACAACCGCGGGCACAAUCUCGUACAUGGCUCCAGAGGUCGACGGGGAUGAUAUGCAACCGGCGUACACACAGGGGGUCGACGUGUGGUCAUUGGGCUGUAUUAUGUUCAGAGCAGUGACCGGACAUGUCCCUUUCGGAGGCAGACGAGAUGUCUGGCAGUACUCCAUGGGGGGGCAAUUCCCACCGGCUGGCGUCGAAAACAUAGGGCUCAGCCGGGACGCUAUCGGCUUCUUGGCCGCGCUUUUACAACCCGAUCCGAAGAGCCGACCGUCGGCCGGGGAGUGCUUGAAGCUGCCCUGGAUCACCAACAAGCCGUCGUCACCCCAUUUCCUCAUCGGAGCUGAUCUUCACAAGAGGUUGCGGACAAGACAGAUUGCAGAUCUGGCGAAACUAGAUGCCGAAAUUAAAGGGGAAACGUCCAACUAAGGGCUUGAGGGUGUUUGUCGCAGGACAUACUAGUAGAGUUGCCCGUGAUUUCUCUUCAGGAUUUUUGUAUUUUUUUUUUUUUGUAUUUACGCCGAGAUGAUACCCCUUCAUGCUCUCCCCCGGUGUUUCUGGAGCGUUUGGUGGAGCAUUAUGACAUCUUCAACCUCUUUCCUCCGUUCCCUCUUUUUUUCCCCCCCUCCCAGAAAAUUUUUCUUCUCUUCAUUGCAUCUUCUGUCGCUACAAAUUCAAUAUAUCCGGACCCGA